Molecule: messenger RNA, 1002 nt
Organism: Solanum stenotomum
Lineage: Eukaryota; Viridiplantae; Streptophyta; Magnoliopsida; Solanales; Solanaceae
Exons: 2
Coding region: 1-1002 (333 amino acids)
Biological process (GO): DNA integration
Molecular function (GO): nucleic acid binding
Source: RefSeq, a predicted model, not a curated record
AUGAAUGAGGUGCAUUCAGGGGUUUGUGGCCUUUACAUGAACGGUUAUGUUCUAGCAAAAAAGAUUAUCCGGGUAGGGUACUAUUGGUUGACCAUGGAGCGAGAUUGCUUCCGAUUUGUACGCAAGUGCCAUCAGUGCCAAAUUCAUAGCGACUUGAUUCACUCACCCCCUUUAGAGUUGCACCCUAUGUCUGCUCCGUGGCCUUUUGUGACUUGGGGAAUGGACGCUACUAGGCCGAUUGAGCCGAAAGCAUCUAAUGGGCAUCGUCACCAAGAAACAGUGGUGGACUUUGUUCAUUCAAACAUCAUAUGUCGUUUCGGCAUACCAAAAAUCAUUAUUACAGACAAUGCAGCGAAUCUCAGCAGCCACCUGAUGAAGGAAGUUUGUGAGCAAUUUAAAAUUGUUCAUCGUCAUUCAACCCCUUAUCGACCCAAAGCAAAUGGGGCUGUUGAAGCGGCAAAUAAAAACAUCAAGAAGAUUCUUAGGAAAAUGGUGCAAGGAUCUAGACAGUGGCAUGAAAAACUACCAUUUGCUCUCUUGGUAUACCGGACGACUAUUCGUACGUCAAUCGGUACAACUCCUUACUUAUUAGUUUACGGUACUGAGGCUGUCAUACCCAUAGAAGUUGAAAUCCCUUCUCUUCGAAUCAUUGUCGAAGCAGAAAUUGAGGACACAGAAUGGGUUAAAUCAAGGUUAGAACAAUUAGCACUGAUAGACGAAAAACGGUUCACAUCAAUUUUCUUUGGUCAAUUAUAUCAGCAGAGGAUGGCUCGAGCUUAUAACAAGAAGGUACGCCUAAGAAAUUUUGAAGUCGGUCAACUUGUUGUGAAAGGCAUCAUUUCCCAUCAAGACGAGGUCAAAGGAAAGUUUGCCCCAAAUUGGCAAGGCCCUUAUGUUAUUAAACAAGUGCUAUCAAAAGGAGCAUUGCAACUGGCAGAUAUGGAGGAAAAGGCAAUCGACACAAUUGUUAACGCAGAUUCGAUCAAAAGAUACUACAUUUAA